ACGGUGACUUCAGCAACUGCACUUUGUUAUAUUUAGAAAUGAGAUGCAAACAUUUUUAUGACACAACUCAGGCUUUAUAGGGAGCAGCCAGUCUCAGAAAAACCAGCUUACCACUGGGGGAGUUUAAAAAAAAAACAGAAAGUACACAGAUCCAAGAAGAGUCAACCUGUUUGACUGAAGAGCUCAACUUGAGGUGGAAAAUGUUCAAGCAGGUGUUGAUUGGGGUUGUGUGUGGGUCUGCCAUACUGACGAUAGGUAUCCUAAUUGGUCACUUUGGAAUCACAAAGAGCGGCGACUCUGCGCCGUCCUGGGUGGAGGAUGUGUCGAAGGAUGUGGAUGAAAACCUCAUUCAGGAGUUUUUAUCUCAGGUGGAUAAUGUUAAUAUUCAGGAGAACCUGAGGGAGUUGACCAAAGUGCCUCAUAUGGCCACCACACCUGGAGACGAGCAAACGGUCCAGUUCAUGUUAAAGAGAUGGCAGGAUCCUGAAACUGGUCUGGAUCGGGCCUGGAGAGAGGAAUAUAAGGUCUAUCUUUCUUUUCCUGACCCCAACAAACCAAAUAAAGUUACUGUUGUGGACCCAUCUGGGUCUGUGCUGCACACUGCCAGAGAAAAGGAGAAACCUUAUUAUGCAGAGCAAGAAGAUGCUGCGGUGGUUCAGCCGUUUGCUGCGUACUCUCCUCCAGGAAACCCAAAGGGGAAACUGGUUUACGCCAAUCAGGGGAAACUCAGUGAUUACGAGCGUCUGAACCAGACAGUCGACCUCAGAGGAACAAUCGCCAUCACCAGAUAUGGAGGAGUAGGUAGAGCAGACAAAGCCAUCAAUGCAGAACCAUACGGCAUCAUAGGUGUGCUCGUGUACACGGACCCUCUGGAUAUCAACGAUGGUCUCCUGUCUGACACCAACGAGACGUAUCCUCACUCCUGGUACCUGCCGCCAUCCGGUGUGGAGAGAGGUUCCUUCAAAACUCAGUUUGGAGAUAUGCUCACGCCGUACCUGGCAGCUAAAGAGGAGACCUACAGAAUCCCRGAGACAGAUAUUAAGGGUCUCCCUCCCAUUCCAAUACAACCAAUCGGAUUUGAGGAUGCAUACAUACUGAUCAGUGAGUUAGACGGAGCUGCAGCUCCAAAUGACUGGCAGGGAGGAUUUAACUGCACCUACAAUUAUGGAGCUCCAGGAUUUAAACCAACAUCUCGUUUUAAAGACAGCAAUGUAAGUUUGGACAUCUUCAAUUCAGCAAAAACACUGAACUCCUCUAAUGUGAUGGGAGUUAUCAGAGGAAGUGUGGAACCAGACAGGUAUGUGAUUUAUGGGAACCACAGGGACAGUUGGGUACAUGGUGCCAUCGACCCAAGCAGCGGGACGUCGGUCAUGCUGGAGAUCACCAGGGUCCUGGGCCGACUGGUCAAACAAGGAAAAUGGAGGCCUCGCAGGUCCAUCAUCUUUGGAAGCUGGGGAGCUGAAGAGUUCGGACUUAUUGGGUCUACCGAGUACACAGAGGAAUACUUCACUAAGCUGAGUGAACGCGCCGUGGCUUAUAUAAAUGUGGACAUAGCUGUUUUUGCCAACGCCACCCUCAGAGCCUCGGGGAUGCCUUCGAUGCAAAAUGUCAUCUUCAAAGCCGCAAAACAGGUCAGUGCACCUGGACAGGGUUCCACAAAUGUGUACGAAAACUGGAAACGUUACUUUAACAGGACCAGCCCGACUCAUGGGCUCAUUCCAAGACUGGGUUAUCUGACAGGAGCUGGGAGUGAUUACGCUGCCUUUAUUCAUUACCUGGGAAUCGCUUCAAUGGACAUGUCCUACACGUAUGACAGGAGUAAAACAAAUGCUCGGAUUUAUCCUGCUUACCACACAGCAUAUGACACAUUUGACUAUGCCUCAAAGUUCAUUGACCCAGGCUUUGUGAGUCACCAAGCAGUGGCCAGGACAGCGGGGAACAUCCUCCUUCGACUGGCCGACAGUCUGGUGUUGCCACUGAACUGCAGCGACUACGCCGAGAGUCUGGAGAAAUACCUGAAAACAGCAGUGGACCUGUAUCAGGAGCCGCUUCAAGCUAAGAAGAUCUCUAUGGAUGUACACCACCUUUCGUCCAGUAAAGAACCGCUAAAACGAGCCGUGGCCAGUUUUCGCAAAGCAUCUGAAUCUUUAGACGAGCUGAUUCGCAGCUCAGAUCUGGCAAACGAAACGCCGCUGAAGGUCAGAAAGAUCAAUGACCAGCUCAUGUUGGUGGACAGAGCUUUCUUGAAUCCUCUGGCCUUCAAAGACAAAUAUGGAUUCAGGCACACUAUCUGGGCUUCUAGUAACGCCGGAACGUCAACCUUCCCAGGACUGGCAGACGCCUUUGCUGAUGCGGAGUCAUCAGGUCUGUCCAGUGACUGGGACCACGUGCACUAUCACCUGUCAGUGGUGAGCCAAGCCAUUGAAGGAGCUGCCAGCAUGCUGACUGAUGUAAUAUAAGAAGAAUAUUGUAAAGGAGGAGCUUUUGCACAGUAAUAACAAGGGCUGGACUAUUAAUAAAAGAAAA
This is a messenger RNA of Austrofundulus limnaeus, 2526 nucleotides long. RefSeq names its product N-acetylated alpha-linked acidic dipeptidase like 1 (gene naaladl1). Bases 201 to 2459 code for a protein of 752 amino acids. The record is from RefSeq and is a predicted model, not a curated record. Gene Ontology annotation, molecular function: carboxypeptidase activity. The transcript has 20 exons. Lineage: Eukaryota; Metazoa; Chordata; Actinopteri; Cyprinodontiformes; Rivulidae.